Maylandia zebra (zebra mbuna) is the source of this 624-nucleotide messenger RNA. It is a transcript of the gene rpl37, whose product is annotated as ribosomal protein L37. Lineage: Eukaryota; Metazoa; Chordata; Actinopteri; Cichliformes; Cichlidae. The record is from RefSeq and is a predicted model, not a curated record. Gene Ontology annotation, molecular function: RNA binding; structural constituent of ribosome. Gene Ontology annotation, biological process: translation. Gene Ontology annotation, cellular component: cytosolic large ribosomal subunit; ribosome.
UUACACAGGAAAAAGCACGGAUGUAAUUUGAUGCAGCUCCAGCUCCUCUUCCGGUCUCUUUUCCCACAGCCACCGGAGAAAAAUGACCAAGGGGACAUCAUCUUUCGGUAAGCGCCGGAACAAGACGCACACCCUGUGCCGUCGUUGUGGGUCCAAAGCCUACCACCUGCAGAAGUCUACCUGCGGCAAGUGUGGCUACCCUCAGAAGCGCAAGAGAAAGUACAACUGGAGCGCUAAGGCCAAGAGGAGGAACACCACUGGCACAGGCCGUCUGAGACACAUGAAGGUCGUCUACCGCAGAUUCAGGAAUGGUUUCCGGGAAGGCACCACCCCCAAGCCCAGACGCGCUGCAGUGGCCGCCUCAAGCUCAUCCUAAAAGACACAUUUUUGGUUAAAUAAAUGUGAUGAUAAACAGGAGUUGCAGGCUCGUUUUGUGGUCCUUGUUGUCUACCCAUCCAUCAGUGGCCAUAAACAGUGUUGUUGUAAACAGAUUUAUAUAUACACACACACACUGACUUUGUUUCUUCUUGAUUACAUUGUAUACAUCUCCAGUGUAAAGGGGGGGGGGGAAAUCAGGAGUUUGUGAAAAGUGGAAACGAACUUGGAAUAAAAGGUUUUCAGUCA